Messenger RNA from Drosophila ficusphila, 3925 nucleotides. RefSeq names its product dipeptidase 1. Lineage: Eukaryota; Metazoa; Arthropoda; Insecta; Diptera; Drosophilidae. The record is from RefSeq and is a predicted model, not a curated record. The transcript has 8 exons. Gene Ontology annotation, molecular function: metallodipeptidase activity. Gene Ontology annotation, biological process: proteolysis. Bases 373 to 1683 code for a protein of 436 amino acids.
UCGAGUUGUGUGCCAAACGCUCGGCACCUGUCGCCUCACACGUGUUGCGUUCCAAUUUUCAGUGCGCGUCUCCUUCGCACACCCGCGUACACCGCGGCGUAUACGUUACGUUACGUAUUGCAGUGCAAUAACCGGAAUAUCUGAUUGUAAUUAUGUGAGAUAAGAGUGGAGUGCCCAAGAGCCAAGAUUCCAAGCACAAACAGUGAUUGUCUCAGCUUAAUAUUUUGAGAAAGCAUAAAAACGGAAAGAUAACGUGUAGCUCCUAAGUAUGUUAAUUAGUUUUAAAAGUUUUGCUGGAAGGCGGAACACCAUCAAUGUGAGUGCUGAGGACUGCGUGCUCUUCCACUAGAGCUCCGCGCCGCUCGGGGGGCAAUGAAAUCGCGGAAGCUGCCAAAGGGCUUCGUGCUUUGUGGCCUCAACUGUUUGACCUUCGUCUACUUCCCGCUCGUCCUGCCCAUCCUGCGAUGCUCGGCCGGAGCAUCGCCAUCGGCAUCGGCGGGCGGCGGUGGCUCAAAGACCGCCGACGACUUCGACUUCCGGAUGCAGCGGGUGCGGAAUGUCCUCAAGGAGGUGCCCCUCAUCGACGGGCACAACGACCUGCCGUGGAACAUCCGCAAGUUCCUGAAGAACCAGCUGAAGGACUUCCACUUCGGCGGCGACCUGCGAGAGUUGGCUCCCUGGUCGUCGAGUGCCUGGAGCCACACGGACCUGCGCCGCCUGAAGGAGGGCAUGGUCUCGGCGCAGUUCUGGUCCGCCUACGCCCCCUGCUCCUCCCAGCAUCUGGACGCAGUGCAGCUGACUCUGGAGCAGAUCGACCUGAUCCGCCGCCUGGUCCAGCUCUAUCCACACCACAUGGCCCUGGUCACGACGGCGUCUGGAAUCGAGCAAACCCAUCGGACGGGCAAGAUAGCCAGUCUGAUUGGCGUGGAAGGCGGACACGCCAUCGGCACCAGUCUGAGUGUCCUGCGUAUGUUCUACCAGCUGGGCGCCAGAUACUUGACUCUCACACACACCUGCAACACACCUUGGGCGGACUGCUGCAAAGUUGACGAACCGGGGAAGUACCCGCACAUAGGCGGCCUCUCGCAGUUUGGCAAGCUAGUGGUCAAGGAGAUGAACCGACUGGGCAUGAUAGUGGAUCUGUCCCACGUGUCGGUGCCCACGAUGCUGGACGCUCUGGCCGCCUCGAGGGCUCCCCUGAUAUUCUCGCACUCCUCGGCGCACGCCAUCUGCAAUAGUUCCCGCAACGUUCCCGAUCAUGUCCUGCAGCGCAUUGCAAUAAACGGCGGGCUGGUUAUGGUGGCCUUUUAUCCGCAUUUCGUCAGCUGCUCGGGACAGGCAACAUUGCAGGAUGUUGUGGCGCAUAUCAACCACAUUAGGGAGGUGGCCGGCAUCGAUCAUGUUGGCAUUGGAGCUGGUUACGACGGAGUCAACUUAGUGCCCAAAGGACUGGAGGAUGUGUCCAAAUAUCCGCAUCUUUUUGCUGCCCUGCUCGAGUCUGAUAAAUGGUCGGAGGAGGAUAUUGCCAAGUUGGCUGGCAGGAAUCUAAUACGUGUAUUCAAGGAAGUCGAAGCGGUACGCGAUCAGAUGGAACUUCUGCGAGUGGCACCCAUUGAUCAGUCAAUUCCAGCCGAAGACAUUAUGGGCAGAUCCUAUUGUCGUUAUCAAGGACCAAGAACGUGAUAAUUUCUCCAUUUGUAAAGUUCACCCAUAUGCAUAGCGUUUCAUUCAUGGCAGCUCCGUGGCAAAAAAUGCAAAAAAUUAUGUCAAGCGUACGUGUUGUAAACUGAAACUUGUUUUAGGUUAAUUGACAAAGUUUUCCUCCUCUCAGCAGCUGAUGUUGUUGUUUUUCUUAUUGUUGUUGUGUUGUUAAUGUAUGGGUGGCAUGAUGCUGCACAUACUCUCACACACACGCAUUUGAAAAAAACGCCGACAUUUUGCAAUCGCUCAGAGUCGAGCAGCUGGCCAACUGCUGCCGCAGCACUGAAAAAAGUGAACAAUGUUUGAAAUCAUUUCAAAUAUAAGAAAACUUCUUACUAAAGUUCUGUUUGUCCGAUUAAUCGAUUCAAUUUUAUAUAGUUUUAUUUAGUUUAAAAACUGACCAAUCAUCGAAUUUAAGACUCAUCAUAUUUAAAUUUGUUAAAACUUUCUUUUAAAUUUAAUACUUUAAAAAUUGUUUAUGUAAAUUACUUAGUUAUACAAAUAACCCUCAUCGUCAGUUGAAAACAAGUUAUUUUCUCAGUGCUUUCAACUCUGAGCGCAGCUGGCAUCGCCCAUAAACAAAUACAAAGUGGCAAGAGGAGACCACCACCCACCCACAAAAGCCCCAAAACCUCCAACCCCACAAUCCUCCAUUCCAGAACUAGCCAACAUUGUGUAAAUAUCAUUGCCAUGUUUAUUUUUAUCUCUAGCUCUAGUCUUAGCAAGAAAAAAAGAGAGCACAAGCAAAAAACAAGGAUGAGAAACAGAAAAAUCCAUAGCACAAAAAAGCUAAAAAAGUGAAGUCUAUAAUAGCGAAAGAAUAGCACAUUUAGCCUCAAACUGAUAAGCCGACAACAAAGCCGAGGCUAAUCACAAAAGUCAAGCUCAAUGUUAGUACAGAAGGAAAAUCUAAUUUUUCAUCGUGUAUUUUUUCUAUGAAAAAGUUAUUAAAGUUUACAAGGAAUAUAGCUAAUAGUUAAUGAAAUAAAUGUUGAAUUAUUGUACGCGACUUUUGCCGGGCUUUUUCGGACCUGAUGGCGAAUGACGUUCGUUUAUUGGCUCGGCUUUUGCAGCGAAUCGAUUUAAUUAUAAAACAUUGUGCGUUUAAAGGGUUUUUAAUUUCGUUAUUAACCUAAAUGAAAUUCCCAUUUAAUUAGUUAAUUAACAUUAAACAUUUAAUUAGCCAAGGUUUAAUGCAAAACGAGCAACCGAAAAAAAUGGAGUGUAAUUCAAUGCACGAAUUGAAUGUAACCACAUUUUUUGCAUCAUUUGUAAGGCUUAAAUACCAAUCUUUUAAUCAAUAUUCAAGUAAAGCGAUGCAAAUGAAAAACAGAGAAAUGGUAAGCAUGUUGUAUAAUUAAUAGAUCCAUACCAAAUUCAACCCGCCAAAAUUGCAACCAACAAGCAAACCAAUUAAGCGAGAAAUGAUAUUAAAUAACAAUUGUAUAGAAAACAAAUGAGAAAAACUGUAAGCGCGUUUGUUCAAGAACAAUUUAACACGUAUACCUAUACAAACUCACCUACACAUAGUCAUAUAUAGAUAUUUAUAUUAAAUAUUCUGAUUUAAUUUUGUCACACAAUUUUCAUAGGCAAAACUAUUUAGGUUUUUAUUAUUUUACCAUUCAUCAUACUCUUUGCAACACAUCUUUAAUCAAACAAAUUGUUUUUUUUUUAAGGUGAAAAGCGUUCAAAAAUAGAAAAAAUUCAGAACAUAUUUUACAUUUAAAUUAGAUGAGGGGAGAAACAAAAAAGAAAAUAACACAUGUGAUCAAAACUAAAGUUAAAUUAAAGAUCUAUAUUAUUACUACUUAUAUAUAACUAUGAUAAUUUAAUGUUUAACAACACCAUAAGACAGACAAAAAUGAAAAUACAAACAAAUUCAACCAUUUUUACUGCUGAUGGACAUUGAAAACAAAACUACACUUUAUCGAUUAUAAUUAGCCUAUAAUAAAGUGAGAAAUUUAACUGUAACCAUAUAGGAAAACACUUGAAAACGCUGAUCACGUGAGCAGUGUUUGAACACCUUGUAAAUAUUUGUAUGAGUAAUGAUAAAAAAGUAACUGUAUGAAAAAUACGAGUAUGUCAAGUUGUGAAUUGGAAAGUAUCCAAGAACAAACCAAAAAUAUUUAAAUUAAUUCAUAUGUGUAAAUCGGAAGGUGUCGUAAAUGGCCAGCAGAAAAAUACCAAACGGAAUAUAAAUAAAUUCAUGAAAAUUAAAAGUCGA